Molecule: messenger RNA, 566 nt
Organism: Homarus americanus (American lobster)
Lineage: Eukaryota; Metazoa; Arthropoda; Malacostraca; Decapoda; Nephropidae
Product: cuticle protein 19-like
Exons: 3
Coding region: 60-455 (131 amino acids)
Cellular component (GO): extracellular matrix
Source: RefSeq, a predicted model, not a curated record
AUGUAAGCUGUAUAAAAGCCGACGAUGGUGGUGGGAAGGUAUCACUGAGGUUCCCAGCCAUGCUUUGUAAGGUGCAACUCAACCUCUCUGCUCUGGUGGUGGUGUUGGCCGGUCUGGUGGCCACUGCCCUGGCCAGACCAGACAUUCCACCUGUCCUAGGAUAUGGCCAUCCUAGACCCUACACUCCAGAGCCAUUGGGUCCCGCUCGGUACGACUUCAACUACGCUGUGAAGGACGACUACAAUGGCAACGACUUCGGCCACCAGGAGUCCCGUGACGGCUAUAACACCCAGGGCUCCUACUACGUGCUGCUUCCCGACGGUCGCCUGCAGAGGGUCACUUACUACGUUGACGGUGACUCCGGCUACGUACCUCAGAUCGAGUACGAAGGAGUUGCCCAAUACCCCGCCUACCAGCCCUCACCCAGCUACCAGCCUACCCCCAGCUAUGGGUAGACUGUAUAGCAAGACAAUAGCUUCUGGCUUCUGGUGAUAAUUACGUCGACUUAAUGUAUGCUUAUUAAUGAUUAUUUAAGUUUUGUAAAGUUUAAUAAAGACCUAAGUAAA